UUGUGUCCAUCACUUCGCGUCAUUUCAGGUUGUGUACAGGGACGUUUUGGAGCCGAAUGUUCAGAAUUGUGCGAAUGUGCAAAUGGGGCAGUAUGCGACAAGGAAACUGGUGGUUGCAUUUGUCCACCUGGUUUUAUCGGUACAAAAUGUGACACACCUUGUCCAUUAGGGCGUUAUGGAGAUAACUGUGAGAAAGUUUGUUCUUGUGAAAAUGGUGGGACUUGCGACCGACUAUCAGGACAAUGCAAAUGUGCUCCCGGAUUUACGGGCCUCACCUGUAAUCAAGUUUGCCCAGAAGGACGAUGGGGCCCUGGAUGCAAAGAUAAAUGUCGAUGUGCUAACGGCGCACAUUGUGAUCCAGCAACUGGAGAAUGCAAGUGUAAUCUCGGUUAUAUGGGAACAACGUGUGAACAAAGUUGUCCAUCUGGAAAAUAUGGCUUGAAUUGCACCCUGGACUGUGAAUGUCACGGAAAUGCUAGAUGUGAUCCAGUUCAAGGAUGCUGCGACUGCCCGCCAGGUCGAUAUGGAACCAGAUGCCAAUUUGUCUGCCCCGUUGGUUUUUACGGCUGGUACUGUAGUCAGUCAUGUUCCUGCCAGAACGGUGCCUCUUGUGAGCCAGGAGAUGGCCAGUGCCUAUGCCCGCCAGGAUUUGAAGGAGACCAUGUAAGUAACCUUUGUUCGAUAGAGCAUAGUCAGAAGAAUAACUUUUCUAAGUGCGAGACAUCAUGCAAAAACUCUACUUACGGACCUCACUGUCAUCUAAAAUGCGAUUGUGGCGAUUAUCCAUGUGAUCCUCGAGACGGAACUUGCCUCUGUCCUGUAGGCCUUAGUGGUCCUAAAUGUCAACAAGGUGAG
Messenger RNA from Strongylus vulgaris, 855 nucleotides. The record is from the annotation of a GenBank genome assembly. Lineage: Eukaryota; Metazoa; Nematoda; Chromadorea; Rhabditida; Strongylidae.